This is a messenger RNA of Alternaria arborescens, 1836 nucleotides long. RefSeq lists its product as hypothetical. The record is from RefSeq and is a predicted model, not a curated record. Bases 1 to 1836 code for a protein of 611 amino acids. NCBI's taxonomy places the organism in Eukaryota, Fungi, Ascomycota, Dothideomycetes, Pleosporales, Pleosporaceae. The transcript has a single exon.
AUGCCCCGCACCAUUCGCGUAGCUGCCGCCCAAGUUGGUGCAGUGCAUCGCGAUGCUAAUCGCGAAACCACAUUGAAUCGACUGCUUAGUCUGCUAUCUCAAGCUGCAACCCAAGGCGCACAGGUUGUGCUCUUUCCAGAAUGCACGUUCACAACCUUCUUCCCUCGCCACUUCUUCGCCGAUGAGGCGGAACUUGAGUCGUUCUUCGAGCAUGGCGACGUCACCACAGCGAAGGAAACACGAGCGAUAUUCGAUAAAGCUAGGGAUUUGGAGGUAGAUAUCUGCAUCGGAUUCGCAGAAGCCACAGAUGAAGGCGAUCACUACAACGCGUGCAUCUACUACCACGCCAGAUCUGGAUCCAUCCUGUCGAAGUAUCGGAAGAUUCAUCUACCCGGAGAUGUCGAGCCUUUUCCAGAACCUGAUGCAGUCAAUCAGCUUGAGAAGCGAUACUUUAAGCCUGGUGACCUGGGCUUCAAGGCCUUUCGAGUACCGGGCUUGACGGAUACCACACCUGAGGAUGGCGAACCCAUCUUCGGAAUGAUGAUCUGCAACGACCGGCGUUGGGCUGAAGCAUGGAGAUGCCUAGGUCUUCAAGGCGUCGAAGUCGUCCUCGUUGGGUUCAAUACACCAGGCUUCGCGCCACAGAUGUGGGGUGCUUCACCCGAUGUGAGUCCACAAGACGCGCGGGCUGAGGCUAUCUUUCAUCAUAAACUUGUCAUGCAGACACAUUCAUACACAAAUGCGUGUUUCUCUAUCAGCGCAGCGAGAUGCGGGCAGGAUGAUGGGAAGUUCGACUUGGUAGGCGGUUCGACCAUCAUUGGUCCUGACGGAAAGAUCAUGGCCGAAAGCAAAACAGAGGACGACGAGGUUAUCGUGGCCGAUUGCGAUCUCGGUCGAUGUACACCGGGCAAAUCACGGACGUUUGAUUUUGCGAGACACCGACGAACGGAACAUUACGGUAUAUUGACUUCGCAAACAGGAGUCAUCGAACCUCCAAGGCUGUCAGCGCAAGUGUCUGCUCCUGACAGCGAUGGGAUUGUCCUGAACGAUUCUCCAAAUCGAUGCCUGCAAUCAGUGACUGGCACCACUGGUACCAGGCAAAUUCGCAUCCUCCUUUGCAACCCUAACGCCACACCCUCAAUGACGCAUGCAUGUCUCGAGAUGGUCAAAUCGACACUCACACCCGAUGUCACAGUCACUGGUUUCACGGCGCCCAAACCCGCGCCCUCAGCCAUCGAAGGGGGCUUUGAUGACGUCAUGUCUGCGGCAGCAGCCGCCCGAGCCAUCAUCCCGAUCGCACAUCAACACGACGCUUUUCUCGUUGCCUGCUACAGCAACCAUGCCCUUAUAAAGGUGCUUAGAGAAGAGUUGUCGCAACCGGUUGUCGGUAUUAUGGAGGCCUCGCUGUUUGCUGCGCGAACGCUUGGUGGACGGUUUGGCGUUAUUGCUACGUCACGGCGAUCCAGGUAUACCCUAGAAGAAUCCGUGAAGCAUUACGGGUUAGAUUCAUUUUGUAUUGGUGUACGAAGCUGCGACUUGGGCGUUUUGGAGUUAGAUUCUAAGCCCGAGAAAGAGGUGCUGGGUGUCAUGUGCGAGGUGGGUAAGAAGCUCGUCGACGAAGGUGCGGAUGUCCUGACACUUGGAUGUGCUGGCAUGACGAAUAUGAAAGCUACUGUUGAGGAAGCGGUUGGUAGAGAUGUGCAGGUGGUCGAUGGUGUUCUGGUCGGCGUGCAGCAUCUGGCUGGGCUCAGUAGACUUGGUAUGCGAACAGCUAAGAGGGGGAUGUACGCUAGUUCUGCAAGUGACAGGGAAAGGAGAGGUCAAAAUUGGUACUAA